Messenger RNA from Eimeria tenella, 3315 nucleotides. RefSeq names its product DNA mismatch repair protein, putative. Lineage: Eukaryota; Apicomplexa; Conoidasida; Eucoccidiorida; Eimeriidae. Gene Ontology annotation, molecular function: ATP binding; ATP hydrolysis activity; mismatched DNA binding. Gene Ontology annotation, cellular component: MutLalpha complex. The record is from RefSeq and is a predicted model, not a curated record. Gene Ontology annotation, biological process: mismatch repair. The transcript has 5 exons. The coding region runs from base 1 to 3315 and encodes 1104 amino acids.
AUGUGGGACCCCGACGAGAUCGUUGAAGCAGCAGCAGAAGUGGACGCAGCAGCAGCCCGCGACUCAGUGAAAGCAGUAGCGAAGGCGAAUGAGUCUAAAGCAGCAGCAGUUGAGGAGGACGCUGCAGCAGCGCAAGCUGCAUCUGCUCCCGCUGCUGCUGCAGCAGAAGCAGCAGCAGCAACAGCAGCAGCAGCAACGGGAGAGGGUGGACCGCCUUCAUCCUGCCAGCCUUCAUUUGCCGACUUUUCGAGUCCUUCCUUAGCCGGUGCGCUGCCGGCUGCAGGCGCAGCAGCCCGCGGAGCAGCAAGAAAGGCAGCAGCAGCAGCAGCAGGUGGCCGCAUCCGUUUGCUGCCGGAUGACGUCGUGCGGCGCAUAGCAGCAGGAGAGGUGGUGACGCGGCCUUCUGCUGCUCUGAAGGAGCUGCUGGAGAACAGCUUGGACGCGGGGGCCCUUCGGGUGUCUGUACACUGCGUGGGGGGCGGGCUGCGGCUGCUGCAGGUGGCGGACGACGGCUGCGGGAUUGCUGCAGCAGACCUGCCGCUGCUGUGCGCCCGGCACUGCACCAGCAAGCUGCAGCAGCUGCAGCAGCUGCAGCACCUGCAGUCCUUUGGCUUCAGGGGAGAGGCCCUAGCAGCACUUUCUCUCGUUUCGAAGCUUUCGGUGUCGACGAAGGAGGGGGGGGCCCCCCACGGGCUGAGCUGUACGUACACCACAGGAGUCCUCGCUGAAGACCCCACGCCGCUCGCCAGAGCUCGGGGCACAACAAUAAAAGCAACAGAUUUGUUUUAUUGCCUUCCUGUGCGUCGGCGGGCCUUUCUUUCGUCUGCUGUGGCGGGGGGCGGCGGAGGCGCAGCAGCAGCAGCAGCAGGAACAGAUGAGUACUUGAAAUGCCUGCAGGUCGUUGGCCGCUACGCCCUCAACAACCCCCACGUUGCUUUUGUUAUGCGGAGGCAGCAGCAGCAGCUGCCAGACAUCAACACAACAGCAUUUGGGCUUUCAGAGGCCAGAAAGCUGCUGCAGCAGCACAAAAAGCAGCAGCAGCUGCAGGAUGGCGACAGCAGCAGCAGCAGCAGCGGCGAGUUGACCUGCAGCUGCUGCUGCACAGAGGAUAAAGAAAGAGUGCCUACUGCUGCAGAGCUGCGGCUGCUGCGGGGUAUUGCGCUGCUGCAGGGAGGAGGACUCAGAGUAAUUGAAAAGCUUCAUGGGGAAGCAACCAGCAGCACUUUGCUGCCCAUACACCUCAAGGGGCGGCUUCCUGCAGCAGCUCUGAACUUCCUUCGCAGUGGGAAGCAGCAGGAGCAGCAGGAGCAGCAAGAUUGCCAGCAGCAGCAGCCGGCAGGCGAAGGCGAAGCGGUUGCAGAAGCUGCUGCAGAGAGUAGUAGCGGAGACAGCAGCAGCAGCAGCAGCAGCGAAAGUGUUUGUCCAUUAUUGCGCGAGUUGGCCUCCCUGCUGUCUGCUGCGGCUGACGGCUGUGCUGGUGCUGCUGCAGCGGGUACGCUCGCAGCAGCGGGUGCGUCUGCUGCUGCAGUAGCAGCAGCUGCUGCUGCCGAGUUAUAUUUGACAGAUAUUAAUGAGGGCGAAUGGCGAGUGUCAGGACUUGUUUCUGCAGCUAACAGGGGACAAAAGAAAGCCUCAUUUUGCUUAUUUAUUAACUCAAGGCUUGUUGACUGCCCUGCGCUCAAGCGCUGCGUCGACGGGGUAUACGGGCAGCUAAUGCCGAAGGGCCAGAGGCCGUGGGUAUAUUUAUCUCUAGAGCUGCCCUCUCCUCUGGUAGAUGUUAAUGUGCAUCCCAGCAAAAGCCAAGUUCGUUUUCUGCACGAGGAAGUCAUUGCUGAGGCCAUAGCUCAGGCCCUCAUGGAGAUGCUCAGCGGGCAAACAUCCUCAGAAGCCUUGCUGUUGCAGGAGCCGGCCGUUGCUGAAUCUAAGCUAAAGCAGCAGCACCUCGUGCUCGUGUCUCCUGACGGUAAGACGCAGGAGCAGGCCGAAGGAGAUACUACGAAUAAACACAGAAGCAGCGGAAGCAGCAGCAGCAGCAGCGGCAGCAAGCCUGCUUUGAAGCCCACUCGGACGAGGACAGACGCGCGACAGCUUCCCCUGAGCGCCUUCUGGCAGCAUAACUUCCAUUCGCAGAAGCCACAGCAGCUGGGGCAGCAGGAGCAGCAGCUUAUUCCGUACAGCAGCAUCAGCAACACCACGACUGCUGCGCCAUUGAAGGAAGGUCCGGGAGACCAAGUGCAGCUGCCCGAUGAGCAGCAGCAGCAGCAGCAGCAGCAGCUGGAGCAAGACUGUUCUGAUGGCAUACCAUCGCAACACCCGGAGCAGCAGCAAGAGCAUCAGCAGCAAGAGCAACAGCAGCAAGAGCAUCAGCAGCAAGAGCAGCAGCAGCAAGAGCAUCAGCAGCACGAGCAGCAGCAGCAAAAGCAGCAGCAGCCAGAGCAGAGCCCUGCUGCUGCAGAACCAGCAGCAACGCAAGCAAGCAUCCAGCCGCAGUCAGUGCUGCGGCUGUUUGAUGAGAGAGCAAAUGGCGGACAUGUUCUAGACAGGGUUGCCCCCUGCAGCAGCAGCAGUAGCAGACGGACAGACGCGGGGCGGCUUCGCAGCGUCCGGCAGCUGCUGAAGCGCUGCGCAGCAGCAGCAGGAGUGGAGGCCGCAGACAGCAGCAGCAGCAGCAGCAGCAGCAACCGAGACAGCGCGACGGCCCUGCAGGGCUGCACAUACGUGGGGGCAAUCAACUCCAAGAUGGCGUUGCUGCAGAAGGGAGACAGUCUUCUUCUCGUGAACCUCCCGGCCGUGGCGAGAGAGUGUGUCUACCAGUCUGUUCUCCGGCGGCUAGGCAGGCUGCCCGUAGUCAGGCUGCAGGUGCCCUCGAAGCUAGAAGCAGCUCUCUGUGCUGCCCUGAGGGAGCAGCAGUGCCAAGGCGAGCCAGAGCAGCAGCAGCAGCAGCAGCAGCAGCAGCAGCAGCAGCGGGAGACGGCUCGACAGCACUGCGCAGUGCUGCUGCAGCGCCGCGCGCUGCUGGCGGAUUACUUCGGUCUCGUGCUGACACGAGAUGGCUGCCUAGUGGGGCUGCCUCUCUGCUGCGGCCGCCAUUUGCCUUCGCCUCUGCUGCUAGGGUCCUUGCUGCUGCGGCUAGCCACAGAGGUAGACUGGUCCGAAGAAAUUGUUUGCCUCCACGGCAUCGCGUUCUUGCUGGCAGAGGCCUACACCACAGUAGACGACUCUUCUGCUGCAGUUCCAGCAGAAGCUACUGCUGCUGCUGAAGAGGCUUCCGCGGAGUCGAACGAGCACGCCAGGCAGCAACUGUUGCUGCGCUAG